Lachnellula hyalina is the source of this 3795-nucleotide messenger RNA. RefSeq names its product Clustered mitochondria-like protein (gene clu1). The record is from RefSeq and is a predicted model, not a curated record. The transcript has 2 exons. Gene Ontology annotation, biological process: intracellular distribution of mitochondria. Gene Ontology annotation, molecular function: mRNA binding; protein binding. Gene Ontology annotation, cellular component: cytoplasm. Bases 1 to 3795 code for a protein of 1264 amino acids. NCBI's taxonomy places the organism in Eukaryota, Fungi, Ascomycota, Leotiomycetes, Helotiales, Lachnaceae.
AUGGAGAAUAUAAUACUGAUGUUAUUGCUAGCCAUCUUUCAGCUAAUGGUCAACCUGCCCCACGAGCCCAAGCAGAUCCCGAUUAUGGUAUCGACGCAAGAGGCAAUUCACGAUGUUCGACAAUCGAUUAUCGAACUCCCAGGUACUUUCCAGUACUCCUGUUUCCACCUCGAACAUAAGGGCCAACGAAUCAAUGAUUUCAUCCAAAUAUCUGAGGUCGAGGGUCUGGCGGCGGACUCGGAGCUUACUUUGAUCGAGGACCCGUAUACCGAGAAGGAAGCAAGACUGCAUGUCAUCAGAGUUAGAGAAAUAAUUGGUGCUUCAGGAGACCGAACUGAUACUUUGCAUGGCAUCUUGUCGGGUACAUCUCUCCAUGAUUCGGUCACACUCGCGGCAGAAACCUUCAACGGUACUGGUGCAACAGAAGCACAUCCGAUGGCUAGUUUUGACUUGCAGACCCCGGGAACGCUUUCUACUCUGCUUCCCGACGUUCUGGAGCCACAGCCAAAGACUGUGAAAGGAUUAUCACUCUCGCCAUGGAACCCUCCUCCUUACCAUCUCAGACAAAAGGGCCACCUCUUAUAUCUCCAGGUGACUACUAAUGAAGGAGAACAACAUCAAAUCACAGCACACGUAUCAGGAUUUUAUGUGAACAAAUCUACCAACAGUAAAUUCGAUCCAUUCCCAAGAGGCUCCCCGAAGGCUCAUUCGGCACACUCAUUGCUCAACCUGAUUGAGGAGCUUUCUCCUUCGUUUGAUGCUUCAUUUAAAAAACUUUUGGAUGCCAAUAAUACCAAGGAACCUCUGGCAAAUUUCCAAAUUACCAACGCCGUUCCUUCAAGCCCUUGGGUGGUUCCAAGCACGUCUUCACCUCUUGUUGCACAUCAAUCCGACAUUACUCGAACACAAGAGAGCUAUUUAAUAGCAGGAAUUGAGAACACUGAGACCUUGCGAGAUUGGAACGAGGAGUUUCAAUCCACGAGGGAACUGCCCAAAGAAAAUGUGCAUGAUCGUGUUUUCCGUGAGCGCUUGACUUCCAAGCUAUUUGCUGAUUAUAAUGAUGCUGCUGCGCGUGGCGCUGUGUUGGUUGCUAGAGGCGAGGUAGCCCCUUUAAAUCCAACCGAGGGGAGAGAUGCCCAAAUAUUCGUGUACAACAACAUCUUCUUCUCUUUUGGCGCUGACGGGGUAGGCACAUUUGCUUCAGAAGGUGGUGAUGAGGCUGCAAGAGUGGCAACCGGCAAAGAUGUCAUGGGCGUUCGAAUGGUCAACCAAUUAGAUAUCGAUGGACUUUUCACACCCGGAACCGUUAUUGCUGAUUAUAUGGGCAAGCGAAUUGUCGCUCAGUCCAUUGUCCCUGGCAUUUUCAAGCAGAGAGAGCCAGGUGAGAACCAAAUCGACUAUGGUGCGGUCGACGGCAAGGACGUUGUUGCCGCGAAUGAGCAAUUCAUCCCUACCUUUGAGAAGCUGUCCAAGGCUUUGAAAGUCAAGAAACAUGCAGUCUGGGAUAAAGACGGGAAGCGCCAUGAGCUGGAGGGCAGCGUGGAGACCAAGGGCUUACUGGGUACCGACGGCAGAAAAUAUGUCCUUGACCUGUACAGAAUCACCCCAUUGGAUAUAUCUUGGAUGGAGGAAUUUGGCACUGCCAUUGGAACUUCCGAGGUUGUUGACGGUCCAGGUGAAACCGCAUAUCCUCACAGAAUGACUGUCUUACGACCAGAACUUAUUGAAACAUAUUGGAGGGUGAAGAUGCGAGAUUGGGUGAAUGGCGAGCUAGCCAAGAGACGGAAGGAUCAAAAAGAUGGCGAAGGUGCCACAAAGACGCUUGAUAAUGGGAAGACCGAGGAGGGAAAAACUGGAGGUGCUGAGACCUCGGUCGAUUCCAAGGAGAAUAGCGAAGAGGCAGAUACGGAAAUCACCAAGUCUGCAGACGUCGACAACGAGAGAAUCGACAUCUCAAACUUCAACUUCACGUUAAACCCGGAUGCGUUCAGUGGUCAAGAGGCACAAACAGAUUCCGAGAAAGAGGAGUUAGCCAAGGAUGAGCAGGAGGUCAGACUUGCUUGCGACUUCCUUCGCGGAACCGUCCUGCCAGAGCUGAUCAAUGAUCUCAAAGAGGGCGACGUUGGAUACCCAAUGGAUGGUCAAUCUCUCAGCCGAUUACUUCACAAGCGAGGUAUCAAUAUCAGGUACCUUGGCAAGGUUGCUGAACUAGCUGAGGGCAAGAGACUUGAAUCCAUCAGAGGACUGGCCGUACGAGAGAUGGUCUCACGAGCUUUCAAACACGUUGCUAGCAAAUACCUGCGCUAUCUUCCUAUCCCAUUGACAGCUGCGUGCACUUCGCACAUGCUCAACUGCCUUCUUGGUACUGGUCUCAAUGCUAAGCCUAAGGCUGAGGUUGAUGCCAGUAUGACUGCUUUGUAUCCUGAAGCAGAUUUGGCAUUUGAGAAGGUUACACCAGAGACUUUGAGAGCAGAGAUCGAAAAUCAGAUCGCUCGUCGCUACCAAUACACCAUUGACCCUAGUUGGGUUGCCAACAUACAGCCCAUGCAGCUACUUAGAGAGGUCUCGCUCAAACUCGGCUUGCAGCUUGAGAGGAAAGACUAUCGCUUCACAAGCCAAACACCUGUCGCAGAACCUUCACCGGCUACCAAUGGUUCGGCCUUGAAAGAAAUUGGUACUAAUGGCCAGAGCACAAGCAGCAGCAAGAAGAAGAAGAAGGCUCGCGAUGGAUCUCCAGCCUCUGUUACAUCUGCACAUUCUGCAUCCCCUCAGACUUUUAGCCCUGAUGACAUUCAUAAUGUUGUGCCAGUGAUCAAAGAGGCAUCCCCCAGAAGCUCCUUGGCUGAGGAGGCUCUUGAAGCCGGGCGAAUCUCAAUCAUGCAAGGUCAAAAGAAGCUCGGCCAGGAGCUGUUACUCGAGUCCCUUUCACUGCAUGAACAGAUUUACGGCAUCAUCCACCCAGAAGUUGCCCGAGUCUACAGCUCAUUGUCUCAAACCUAUUACCAACUAGAGGAGAAGGAGGCAGCUUUCGAACUUGCUCGCAAAGCCGUCAUUGUCUCCGAGCGAACAUUAGGUAUUGACAACGCAGAGACUCUCCUCAACUACCUUAACCUGGGCCUCUUCUGCCACGCCUGCGGCGAAACAAAACUCGCUCUCCAAUACGUCAAACACGCCCUCGAGCUCUGGAAAAUCAUCUACGGCCCCUCGCACCCGGACUCCAUCACAACGCUCAACAACGCAGCCGUAAUGCUGCAGAAUCUAAAGGACUUCCACUCCUCGCGCCUCUGGUUCGAAGCCUCCCUCAAGAUUUGCGAAGACCACUACGGCAAACACUCCAUCAACUCCGCCACGCUCCUAUUUCAACUCUCACAGGCCCUGGCUCUGGACUCGGAUUCCAAGACCGCCGUGAACCGCAUGCGCGAGUCCUACAACAUCUUCCUGCACGAACUGGGUCCCGAGGACAAGAACACCAAGGAAGCCGAAAGCUGGCUCGAACAGCUUACGCAGAACGCCGUCUCGAUAGCCAAGCACGCGAAGGAUGUGCAGAACCGUCGUAUCCGCGCUGGCAUUCGAGUCUCGCCGCGCGUUACGCUCGGACAGACGCACCCGCAGCCACAGGUUGGGCAGACGACAUCGGGGCGCGAGCAGCUAGGUGGGCGGACUUUGGAUUCGAGGACUAUCGAUGAGCUAGUCAAGUUUAUCGAAGGGACUGAUGCGCAGGCAAAGACGAAGAAGAGACCCGGACGCAGUAACCCCAAGAGGCGCGGUGGUUCAACUUCGGCUGCUAUAUCGUAG